Molecule: messenger RNA, 1206 nt
Organism: Acanthosepion pharaonis
Lineage: Eukaryota; Metazoa; Mollusca; Cephalopoda; Sepiida; Sepiidae
Source: the annotation of a GenBank genome assembly
AUGUCUCCUUUUUCGAUUGCUCUCUCUCUCUCUCUCUUUCUUUUUCUUUCAUCUUUUCUCAUCUUUUCUCUUUCUCUCUCUCUUUUCUCUCUCUCUCUCUCUUUCAUUCCCUAUUUUUUGAUCUGUCUUUCUUUUUCGUUUACUUUCUCCCCCUCGUUCUUCUUCUUUCGCUUACUUUAUUUUUCGUUUUAUAAUUUCGCUGUUUUAUCUUCGUUUUCUUUCUCUUUUUUUUCAUUAUUGCUUUCACUCGCCCCUCUCUCUCUCCCCCCUCUCUCUCUCUCUCUCUCUCUCUCUCUCUCUCUCUCUCUCACUCUCCCCGUCCAUACGGUAGUCUUCAUUUCUCUCACCUUCUCCUUGUCUCUCUCAUUCUUUCUUUCUUUUCUUUCUUUCUUUCUUUCUUUCUUUCUUUCUUUCUAUGAAGUUAUCUAUAUUUUAUUUUCUAUGUCUACAAGACAACGCUUAAUAUCUAUCUAUCUGAGUCUGUUCAUAUCUAUCUAUCUAUCUAUCUAUCUAUCUAUCUAUCUAUCUAUCUAUCUAUCUAUCUAUCUAUCUGAUGAUGAUGAUUAUGAUAUUCGUCUUUAUAUAUAUCCUGUCUCAGUCUAUCUAUCUAUCUAUCUAUCUAUCUAUCUAUCUAUCUAUCUAUCUAAAGACAUUCGUCUAUGUAUAUAUCCUCUCAGUCUAUCUAUCUAUCUAUCUAUCUAUCUAAAGACAUUCGUCUAUGUUCUAUCUAUCUAUCUAUCUAUCUAUCUAUCUAUCUAUCUAUCUAUCUAUCUAUCUAAAGACAUUCGUCUAUUCUAUCUAUCUAUCUAUCUAUCUAUCUAUCUAUAUAUCUAUAUAUCUAUAUAUCUAUCUAUCUAUCUAUCUAUCUAUCUAAAGACAUUCGUCUAUGUGUAUAUCCUGUCUCAGUCUAUCUAUCUAUCUAUCUAUCUAUCUAUCUAUCUAUCUAUCUAUCUAUCUAAAGACAUUCGUCUAUGUAUAUCUCCUCUCAGUCUAUCUAUCUAUCUAUCUAUCUAUCUAUCUAUCUAUCUAUCUAUCUAUCUAUCUAUCUAUCUAUCUAAAGACAUUCGUCUAUGUGUAUAUCCUGUCUUAAUCUAUCUAUCUAUCUAUCUAUCUAUCUAUCUAAAGACAUUCGUCCAUGUAUAUCUCCUCUCAGUCUAUCUAUCUAUCUAUCUAUCUAUCUAUCUAUCUAUCUAUCUAUCUAUCUAA